Messenger RNA from Trichomonas vaginalis G3, 1395 nucleotides. Its product is annotated as armadillo (ARM) repeat-containing protein family. The record is from RefSeq and is a predicted model, not a curated record. Gene Ontology annotation, cellular component: nucleus. Gene Ontology annotation, molecular function: nuclear import signal receptor activity. NCBI's taxonomy places the organism in Eukaryota, Parabasalia, Trichomonadida, Trichomonadidae. The transcript has a single exon. The coding region runs from base 1 to 1395 and encodes 464 amino acids. Gene Ontology annotation, biological process: NLS-bearing protein import into nucleus.
AUGAGUAAUGAUUACAAAGAUUCAUUAAAUUCAAAUGAAGGCUCUAAUCAAAAUCCUAGCAAAUCAGUUAAUCUACAACAUCAAGUUCCUGAAGAAUCGUAUAAUGAAGUACUAAAUAAGGAAAAAAUUGAAAAAAUUAUACCAGAUUUUUUUAAUAAUCCAAAUUUAGUAAUGAAAGAGCUAUCAUCAGCUAUAUCUCAAUUAAAAAAUGUAGAUUACAAUUACUUUAAGUCAACUAACAUUCAUGAUUUUAUUAUUGAAUACAUUUUGCAAGAAACAGACGAUUCAUUAUUCUAUGAUGCAUAUACAAUAUUCUAUUUAACUACAAAUAGAAAGAUAUUUUCCUCAGAGACCCAGAUUUUAGGAUGUUUUAUUGAAAAAACCAUUGAAUAUAUUAGACAUCAUGAAAGCAAUGCUGAUUUUCCUUUAGCUUCUUUAUCAGUAAUUGCAGCUUCUUCACAAGAUUUUAUAGAAACCUUUCUUGGAUCAGGAUUCUUUGAUUUUGUAUUUUCUAUUGUCUCAACAGAAAAUAUUCCAAUCAAGCUUGUCGCUAUUGCAGCAUAUCUAAUUAGACACUGUAUUACUUAUAUUCCAAUUCAAGACGCACCAAAAAUAGUUAAUUUAGGCGUUUUUAUAUUGAAAUUAAAUGUUUCUGAAGAAAUAGAAUUGAAAGUAUUUAGUGGAUUUUGCGAUGCUCUCGAUCGCAUUGACUUAAUGCUUUAUUUACUUGAAAAUAACUUUUUAGAAGAAAUUAUUACAUUAUUGGAGCUAAAUGAUAAGAUAAUAACAUACGGAUGUCUAUCAUUUAUAGAAAUCCUUGCUAAUUUUAACUUUCCUGAAGACGAAGAUCCAUAUUUUCCUCAUCCAAUUCAAUUUAUUUUAGAAACUCCUUUAAUAUCUCAUUUAAUUCAACUUAUUUUCAAUGAAGACCAAAACGUAUACGAAACUGUUAUAAAUAUUCUGCAUAGAUUCAUUGUUUUCAAUGGAGAUUGCCUAGAUUUAAUCUUAAAUGAGGAUUCUGUUAACAAAAUGUGUGAAAUUAUGGAAGAAUCAUCAUUUGAUUCACAAAGAAUGGCUGUGUACUUCAUCUGUGAGAUAAUAGCAUGUACACAUAACUUAAAAUUUUGGGAACACAUUGUAAACAAAGGAGGAAUUGAAGGAAUUUUGCGAAUUCUCGAAUCAAAUGAUGAUAAAAUGACAAGAGAAAUCAUUACAGCACUCGAACAUGGUAUUUCAAUUCUCCCUGAAACAGUAAUUCCUCUUAUAGAAAAUGGAGCUAUAGAAAUCUUAGAAGAACUUGCUCAAGAUGAAGAGUGCUCCCAUCCUGAUGCCUGCAUGGCUCUUGUUAAGAGAAUUAAAGUCGAGGCAAAGAGAAUUGCAAAAAGGAAUCGUUAA